Molecule: messenger RNA, 1895 nt
Organism: Peromyscus maniculatus bairdii (prairie deer mouse)
Lineage: Eukaryota; Metazoa; Chordata; Mammalia; Rodentia; Cricetidae
Gene: Ccdc138
Product: coiled-coil domain containing 138
Source: RefSeq, a predicted model, not a curated record
GCCCUCCCUGACGCGGCCAGGAGCGCGGUUCCCCGGGCGACCGCGGUCAGCCACCCACCAUGGACCGCAGGGUGGUCAAGCCACCCGGACAGGACAUGGUCGUGGAGCGUCUCAAAAGCCGCUACGGCCUGGCGGGAAGCUGCCCCGUGGAGGAAUAUGACAUGAGUGGCGUGUGGGCCGCACUGAUGAAUCAACAGCGUGAGCUUUCAAAUUUUGAUCAGACUAAAUAUAAAAGAAGAAUUCCAACCUCCCCAGACAAUUUGGACACUUACUGCUCUGGAGAUAAAGUUGUUUCUACAUCAAGAUGUUACUCUGAUGAAAGGAAGCAUCCCACAACACCCUUUUGCAGUUCCUUCAAACACUUAAAUGUGAACUGCCUAGAUGAUGAACUGGAUUCUUUUCAUAAUUUAAAAAAAUGGGAAACAGAAAAAGAAUUAAUUGAAGACGAUCAUAGAGAUGGUGCCUCCAAAAUAACAAAGCAGUCAUUCAGAGAAAUAGAAAAAGAUGCCCUGCCGACCAACACAACCUCAUCAAGACUUCAGACUGAACGUUGCAGUGAUUUCGUUGACUCUCCUCUGAAACAUGGCAUUUCUCCAAAACCCAAAGUGUCAAAGAAGCAGAGUUUACUUCCACAUCACAUAAGUCAAAUAUAUGAUGAAUUAUUUCAUAUCCAUCUGAAACUGCAGUGUGAAACUGCAUCCCAGCAGAAAUUUGCUGAAGAACUUCAGAAGCGGGAACAGUUUUUAGCAGAACGAGAACAGCUGCUCUUCAGACAUGAAACUGCCUUGAGCAAAAUUAAAGGUGUUGAAGAAGAAGUUCAGACAAGAUUUCAAAUUUUAAAGGAGCAACACAGCACAGAAGUCGAGCACUUAACGGAAGCACUUAAGGAAAAGAGUAAAGAGAGCAAGAGGAUGAGGUCCUCAUUUGAUGCUCUGAGAGAGCUGAAUGAUAGCCUAAAAAAACAGCUAAAUGAAGUAAGUGAAGAAAACAGGAAGAUGGAGAUUCAGGCCAAAAGAGUUCAAGCUCGUUUAGAUAACCUACAGACAGCACUCAAUGGACAAUUAUAUGAACUGUUAAUUGUUUUCAUGAACUGGAUCUCAGACCACCAUCUUAACAAAGUGGAGCCUGAAGAACCUAGUGUGAAUGGUGAAAAACCAUCACUCAAACCUUCCCCGAGAAGUGACAUUCAAGAGAAGUGUGUGAAGCUUCUGCCUCUGAUGACAGACCAGCUCCAGUGGAUGCCUUUUGUGAACGCCAAACUGCACGAGCCAUUUGUAAAGUUUAUUUAUUGGUCUAUAAGGCAGCUGGAUGCUGGAACACAGCAUUCAACUAUGACCUCAACACUGAGGAGAUUGGGUGAAGACAUAUUUAAAGGAGUGGCAAUUAAAGGAAUUCAGGAUAAUUCUUCAGAGCAUUCUGUAGAGAACAAACCAAAGACAGCAGUAUUCUUCAAGAGCUCCAGUUUGUCGCUGAGAUUUUUAUCAACCUUGAUUGUCCUUAAAACAGUCACUCAAGCUGACUACCUAGCUCAAGCAUUUGAUUCCCUUUGUUUGGACUUGAAGACAGAUGAAGGAAAAGCCUUAUUUUUGGAGUACCAAGCUGUUCCAGUAAUACUAAGACACCUGAGGAUUUCCAGCAAAGGGCUCUUAUCCAAUGUCAUUGAUAGUCUGCUUCAGAUGACAGUAGAAUCACCGUCCUUGCAGCCUUUCCUGGAAGCCUGCAGCAACUCUUUGUUUUUCCGGACUUGUUCUGUGCUGCUCCGGACCCCUAAACUUGACCUUCACAUCCUAGAAAAGCUCAGUAUUAUCCUACAGAAGCUCUCAAAAAUCAAGAGUAAUAAGAAGCUCUUUGAAGUUUUUACCAUUCACCUGAUGCUUCAGGAAAUACAAAGGACA